GCCUUAGCGGCGUGUGAAUGGGAGCUAACAGCGCAGCAGCCAGUUAGCAGCUGGCUAACGAGCGGCUAACGAUAACGGGAUGUCUACAGCCUCUAAGGUGGUUCUGGGUGUUUCUGUGGUUCUGACUCUGAGCACCGUGGCAGGUGUGCACCUCAAACAGACCUGGGACAGAGAGCGUCUCCACGGCGGUGUCCUCAGAGAUCUGGAGCGUCUGGAGAGGAAGAAGGAGAACCUCCGUCUGCUGGAGGAGCAGAGGGUUCUGACCAAACAGCUGGAGGAGGAGAGACGACGCAGAGAGGCCGAGCUCCGCCCACGGGACCACUGA
Molecule: messenger RNA, 325 nt
Organism: Cheilinus undulatus (humphead wrasse)
Lineage: Eukaryota; Metazoa; Chordata; Actinopteri; Labriformes; Labridae
Gene: pet117
Product: protein PET117 homolog, mitochondrial
Exons: 2
Coding region: 80-325 (81 amino acids)
Biological process (GO): mitochondrial respiratory chain complex IV assembly
Cellular component (GO): mitochondrion
Source: RefSeq, a predicted model, not a curated record